AUGGAGGUGCCCUGCGGUGGCGCCAGGGGGCAGGUUGUGGCGCGGUGCCUGGGCGAGGACGGCUGCGACGCCGACGCGACCUCGCGCGAGGUCCAUCUGGAGCUGUCCCGCCAGAGUCCCCUGCCAGAGCUGCUGCUGGCGCAGUCCUGCCUGCAGAGCCUCGGUGACGACGCCGUGGCGCGCCUCGCGGCCUCGUGGGACGGGCAGCUGCCGCUCCCGUGCCUCGCGGAGGUGCGGCGCGGGGCGCUGUUGCAGCUACUCGGCGUCGCGCACGCCAUGCUCGGCAGGUUCGAGACCAGCCUGCAGAGCGACCUGCACGAGCGCGCGCAGCCGCGCGAUGCCGCCGCGGUGGACGCCCGCCUGGCGAUGGCCGUGUGCGCGCGACUGGGCGAGAAGGAGGUGCUGGCGGCCACGGCCCGCGAGGUGGUCGGGCGCCUGCUGGCCCUCCUGGAGGAGCUCGAGGGGCGCGACGAGGCCAGGACCGGCGGCUCCGCGUGGUGGCGGCUGCUGAACGACUCGGCAGGGGCCGUGGCGGCCGCGCAGCAGCGCACGGUGGCGCACUUCCAGCUGCUCCAGGCCACCCCGCUUGGCGACAGCGCGACCACUGCUAGUACGCUGGUCCAGGCUGGCAGUCUCAUCUUCAUGUGGCUUCACGAUCUGCUGAGGCAUCCGUGCAGGCAGGCCGUGGAUGGCCCCGCCGCCGCCGCGCGCUGGCUGGCGUGGGCCGAGGAGGCCGCCGAGAAGCAGAACCCGCAGCUGAGCCUCCUCUUCGAGAAGGUCGCCUUCUGGGGCGCGUACCUGCUCGCCCAGUUCGCGGUCUGCGGCGCCUUCGACCUCUCCGCCCUGAACACCAUGCAGCAGGAGUCCCUCGACGUGCGGCAGCGCCAGUGCUGCUGCGUGCCCUCCCGCGCCGCGCUGCGACUGCUGGGCCGCUUCGCGCCCCUGCUGCUCGUGGGCGACGAUCGCGCUGGCGGCGACGGCCCAGGCCCGUGGGCCCAGCUGCUCCAAGCGCAGGGCGUCGACGUGGAGGAGGCGGCGCCGCCCUCCGCCGACCUCGGCGCGGGCGCGCUGGCCGCCGCGCGGGCGCGCGGCGCCGGCCGCACGCUGGUGCUGCUCGCCGUGGACCGGGCCCGCGGGGGCGGCGGCCCGUGCGCCGAGUCCGCCGCGGCGGCGUGCCUGCGCGCGUACUCCGGGGAGACGCUGCUGCUGGUCGGCGAGUGGCGCGGCCACACCUUUGGGCUGCACGGUGCCGCGGGCGGCUCGUUCGCCGCAGCCUUCCAGGAGGGCGUGGCGGCCGCCUUCUGGGAGGAGGCGAGCGAGCCGCUGCCCUGCUGGCCGCUGGCCCUGGACCGCGUAUCCGUGUGGCGGCGCCGGGGAGCGGCGUGA
Prorocentrum cordatum is the source of this 1386-nucleotide messenger RNA. Lineage: Eukaryota; Dinophyceae; Prorocentrales; Prorocentraceae. The record is from the annotation of a GenBank genome assembly.